This is a messenger RNA of Aedes albopictus (Asian tiger mosquito), 1769 nucleotides long. RefSeq names its product poly [ADP-ribose] polymerase tankyrase. The record is from RefSeq and is a predicted model, not a curated record. Gene Ontology annotation, molecular function: protein binding. The transcript has 2 exons. Bases 136 to 1716 code for a protein of 526 amino acids. NCBI's taxonomy places the organism in Eukaryota, Metazoa, Arthropoda, Insecta, Diptera, Culicidae.
UUUUUUUAACAAAUUUUGUUUUGUUUACCACUUCGCACAAACAUAAACAAAAAGUGCAGAUUAGGAGCGCAAUCUCCGCCAACAAUGUUUUUUCGAUAAUUUGUUUUGUAUAUUCCGCUGAUUUGAGGGUAAGAAAUGUCCACGGGCAAAAACAUCUGGCAAGCCGCGGCCACCGGGGAUCUGAUUGCUCUCCAGCAAUGCCUUCUGAAGAAAUCCAGUAAAAAUCGUCUCAUCAAGGUCGGACACUUUCGAGACAAUCACAACUGGACCGUGCUGCAUCAUGCGGUGGCCAGCGGAAAUGCGGAAUGUGUCGAACUGUUGCUCUCCAAAACGGACAUCGACGCUGGGGCACGGUGUUACGAGGGACGUACGGUUCUGUUUCUGGCCUGCAUGAAGGGGGUGCCGAUCGAGAUUAGUGAGAUGCUACUGGCGAAGGAAGGCAUUCUGGUCAAUGUUUCUAACAAUGAAUUCGUAAGUCCGUUGCACAUAGCCGUGGAAAAGGGAAACUUAGGCCUGGUGGAGCUACUGGUUGAAAAUGGGGCGAACGUGAAUGCCCCGGAUUUCGCCGGCGAAACGCCACUACACACGGCACUGGAAUAUGGCACCGUGGAGAUUCUGAUACAUUUACUAUAUGUUGGCCAUGCGGAUGCAAAUGUCCGAUCGGAAAACGAUAUCGAUGCACUGGAGAUGCUGGCCGCGCGGGGGAACUACGACCUCAGGACCAAAGUUGCUUGUUUUAAGCUUUUGUUCAAUUACAUGCACCGGACGCACGAGUUUAGACAGAAAUACCGAAUGGAGGACAUUUACGCUGUGGCACUCCUUAGCUAUCGGUCGACGUCGCUCAUUCCUUAUUUCGUGGAUGUCGCGUUGCUGUGGGAAACCAACCCCGAUAAACGUCGGUUAGCGCGGGAACUGCUAGAAGGACCGCGAGAUCAGUACCAGACCAACAGUACCCGAUCGGUGGUGAAUAAGAAUCUGUACCACUUUCUGGCCCUACUCUUGUCGGACGAUGAAGGCAUUCGACGUCUACAGGAUGAUUUCAUGAACUACGAGGUUAUCUACAGCCAUUCGUUGAUACAGAAUGAACUGGUUGCUCUCAGUGUGGCGGCAAUCCGCGAGGACGAUAACGAGAAAAAGAUUCGCAUGCUGCUUGAGUAUCUCGAUUUCGUCAAACACUUGGUUUAUUUCUUCUCCGACCAUCUCGCCGAAACGCUGGACAUGAUCAAGAACGUCCUCAUGAACGACGAAGCAGACCAGAACGAACCGAUGACCCCCGCGGAACUAAUCCGGUACGAGAAGAUCGUCGGCAAAAUAAUCGAAAUCACCUCGGCGGAUGCGGAUACGGUGCUUCUCACGAUGACCUGUUCGGCCAGCGAUUUGCAUUUGCAGGCCAAAUUUUUCCAUCCGGUAGUUGGGUUUUGCACGGACGUGUUCAUGGACGAACGGUGGCUUGGCGGCGGAAAUUUGGAUAAGGUCAUGUACAUGAAACUCCUGCACAAGCAUGGCACAUUGCGGCUGGUUCAGCAGACGGACAGCGGUGGCGCCGGCUUCCGCUUCGAAGAGUUUUCUCUGCUGCGGCAGGCAAGGGAUGCGGUGCGCAAAGUGAUUCUCAGUACCAUCGACGAGGACGAGAAAAAACGGGACCUGAUGUUUGUGCAGCGGUUGAAUUCGUUGGACGUUCCGCGGGAUUUGAUUCGGUACUUGCGUUAUAUGUGAGAGAUCCGGUUUAUGUUAAUUUGUUUUCUUAUAAUGUAUGUUAGUAAAAAUAA